GAUCUAGUGACUCAUGGAUAAAAGCAGCAAAGGAAAUCCAAAAAUUAGAAAGAUUUUUUAAUCAGCAAGUUAAAUUAAUGCAAGAAAGUUUUCAAGAUAAAGAAGAAGAAACCUUCAUACUUAUCUGGUUAACAGAAGAUAUGAUUUUAAAUUUGAAGAAAAAUUUAAAGAAAAAUUUUAAUGAGAUGUUAGCAAAAGAAUAUAUUAAGAAAAGGUUUAUAUUUGAAUAUCUUGUAUAUUUGUUAAAUGAAAAGAAGAAAAUAAAGGCAAGUAUAGAUGUGAUAAAUAUGAUAUACAAUAGUAAUAGCAAAUUAAAGGCUAUUUGGAUUCAGCAGACA
Funneliformis caledonium is the source of this 338-nucleotide messenger RNA. Lineage: Eukaryota; Fungi; Glomeromycota; Glomeromycetes; Glomerales; Glomeraceae. The record is from the annotation of a GenBank genome assembly.